AUGGCGAUAGUUGGGGGUAAAGAGCAUCAUGUCGACCCUCGCCUGGCGAAUAUCGCCCAGGAUGACACUAAGAAAUGGCAUCAAAAGCCAAAUUUACGAGCAUUAUACCUUAUACUAAUUCCUUGUGCAUUGGGGGUCGAAUGGACCUCGGGUUUUGACUCCUCGAUGAUGAAUUCUUUACAGGCUGUAUCGUCUUGGGUCGAUGAUUUUGAUAAUCCCACGGAGGGUAAACUUGGUCUCUUGAAUGCUAUGUAUUCUCUUGGAGCUCUAAUGGCAAUCCCUUUCGUUCCUUCCGUAUCACAAUACCUUGGCCGCCGUUGGUCUAUUGUGAUAGGAUCGUGGAUCCUAUGUAUGGGUGCUGGGCUUCAGGCAGGAUCACGGAAUAGUGACAUGUUUCUCGCCUCACGUUGGGUCCUAGGAUUCGGCAUACCCUUCGCUAUCGUAAAUGCUUCCUCGCUCGUCGGAGAGCUAUCUUACGAACGAGAAAGGCCUACUAUGACCUCUUUGUUCAGCGCAUCCUGGCACGUCGGGGCCAUCGUUGCCGCGGGUGUUACAUACGGAACAUUUCAAAUGGACAGCACCUGGGCCUGGAGGUUACCGUCUCUCUUGCAGCUAGUGCCUAGUUUGUGCCAGAUAUGUUUUAUGCCAUUUUGCCCCGAGAGCCCUCGGUUUCUAAUUUCGACUGAUCGCGCCGAUGAAGCGUACGCUAUUCUCCAGAGGUACCACGGCGAGGGCGACAACGGUAGGGAAUUUGUUCGCCUCGAGUUUGCGCAGAUUCAGAGUACUAUUGCGCAGGAGAAGGAGACCGCCAAGGCUUUCGUUUGGGCUGACGUGUAUCGCGAUCCCCCGAUGAGACGCCGAUUUCUCCUUGCUGGAAUAGUCGGUUUCUUUACCCAGUGGAGUGGCAACGGACUUAUUAGCUUUUACAGGUGCAAGAUCUUGAAUCUCGUCGGCAUCACGGAGAAUCGAACUGUACAAAAGGUCAUCCUGAGCAACACGUGUUGGGGGUUGAUAAAUGCUGUUCCGAUCGCUAUAAUAGCACCCCGAUUUCGUCGCCGUAGCAUGUUCCUAACUUGCACUAUUGGCACUGCGGUCGUCUACACGGUGUGGACUAUAGCUUCAGCACGAUUCGCCCUCGAAAACACGGCGGCGGCUGCAAUCCCAGUCCUGGUUUUCAUCUUCGUCUACUCUCCUUUUUAUAACAUCGGAUGGAAUUCGUUGGUGUACACGUAUAUGGUGGAGAUAUUUCCAUACCAGCAGCGAGCUAAAGGUAUCGCGGUUCAGCAGUUAACUGUUCGCUUCGCCGUCUUCUUCAACACAUAUGUAAAUCCGAUAGCACUGGACCGCAUCGGAUGGAAGUAUUACUUAGUUUAUUGUGUGUGGAUUGUGGUUGAAAUCGGGACGGUAUACCUGCUAUUUCCAGAGACGCAUAACAGAACACUGGAAGAGCUCUCUUUCAUGUUCGAGGGUGAGGAGCUAGAGCUAGAGCUUGAACAUGUCAGGCGAGACGCGCGAGACGCCACCGCCAAGACUAACGAGGUCGAAAUAUGA
Annulohypoxylon truncatum is the source of this 1551-nucleotide messenger RNA. RefSeq names its product general substrate transporter. The coding region runs from base 1 to 1551 and encodes 516 amino acids. The record is from RefSeq and is a predicted model, not a curated record. Gene Ontology annotation, cellular component: membrane. The transcript has 8 exons. Gene Ontology annotation, molecular function: carbohydrate:proton symporter activity. NCBI's taxonomy places the organism in Eukaryota, Fungi, Ascomycota, Sordariomycetes, Xylariales, Hypoxylaceae. Gene Ontology annotation, biological process: carbohydrate transport; transmembrane transport.